Molecule: messenger RNA, 1323 nt
Organism: Rhagoletis pomonella (apple maggot)
Lineage: Eukaryota; Metazoa; Arthropoda; Insecta; Diptera; Tephritidae
Exons: 3
Coding region: 1-1323 (440 amino acids)
Source: RefSeq, a predicted model, not a curated record
AUGGUUGAGCCACAAUUACAACAAGAAUUAUUUCCCAUUCUAUUGCGUUUCCGUAUGCAUCGCUAUGCCAUGAGCGCCGAUAUAGCGAAAAUGUACCGGCAGGUAUAUGUGCACGAGAAGCAUGUGGAUUUCCAAAGAAUCGUGUGGAGAGAUGCGCCUACCGAAGAACUGAAAGACUAUGGUAUACUUCGUCUCACUUACGGUACACCUGCUGCAAGUCACUUGGCUGUGAAGGCGUUGCAGCAAGUUGCUAGGCAUAAAAUGACAGAAUUUCAGUCCUCGGCGGAAAUCAUUCUACGGGAUUUCUAUAUGGGCGACCACCUAACAGGCGCUCACACCGCAGACGAGCUUGUGUUGCACGCGUCGGAGAAGGCGUAUGCGGCCGUGGCCUAUGCACGUACUAAGUACUUAGACGGCAAGAUCGUGGUCAAUCUAGUGGCAUCCAGGACAAAGGUUGCUCCGCUGAAAUCUACAACCUUACCCCGCCUGGAGUUGUGCGCUGCUCACCUAGCAGCAAAACUCAUUAAACAGAUCACCGCUUGUUUGUGCUCGCCAGAAAGUCGCAUGUUCGGUUGGACAGAUUGCACUGUGACAUUGGCUUGUCUACAAGGUCAUCCUAGCCGAUGGUCUACAUUCGUGGCGAAUCGCGUGGCGGAAAUGCAGGAGAUACUACCCUCCGAAUGCUGGACGCAUGUCAGAUCUGAAAGCAAUCCUGCUGACCUUGCCUACAGGGGUAUGUCGCCAUCGAGUUUACUGUCGUAUAAGUUGUGGUGGCAUGGUCCGCCGUGGUUGUCGUCAUCUAGCUACGUACCACAUGAGGUCAAGCGACAAGAUCACACCACUCAGCUUGAGAUGCGUAAGAAAACUGCUGCCGUAAAUGUAGCUGAACCAUCACAGCAUUGGACCCUUCUCGCAAAAUUCUCCUCAUUUUCGAAGCUAAAAAGAGUUACGGCCUAUGUAAUGCGCUUCAUCGACAACGUUCGCAAUUGCGCGCAAACAAUGCCUCGCAAGCAAACAGGACCCUUAACCAGCAAAGAAAUCCAAGUCGCAGAGCUAAAGCUCAUAAGCGCCAAAAAGCCACUUCCACGACGUAUCAGUCUUUUGCGGUUACAGCCGUUUGUUGAUAAAAGCGGUAUCCUUCGUGUUGGAGGUAGGCUUAAGCACUCCAAUGUGGCGUCUGAUGUAAAACACCCUGUAAUAUUAGCCAAGAGCUCUCCACUGGCAAAGCUAAUAGUGGCAGAUAUUCAUAAAUUUACGCUACACGCUGGACCUCGAAUUAUGCAGGCGCUAUUGGGUUGUUGGUGCACGCAGCUUAAUUCGUAA